Messenger RNA from Brassica napus (rape), 2011 nucleotides. RefSeq names its product S-protein homolog 13-like. Bases 1176 to 1715 code for a protein of 179 amino acids. The record is from RefSeq and is a predicted model, not a curated record. Lineage: Eukaryota; Viridiplantae; Streptophyta; Magnoliopsida; Brassicales; Brassicaceae. The transcript has a single exon.
UUGUUUUCCUCCCCCUUGACCCGCGAUUAUGGUAGCCGUUACAAAUCUAAAACUAGAAAUUUAUGUAGAAACGCCAUCAAUAUCCUAAAAAUCAAAAAUGGGUGAACAAGAAAUAAAGAAGAAAGAACAAAAAAAAAUUACACAUGGCAUGGGGACAGAGGCCUGACAACGAUUUCUAAUGCCAUAAAAAUAAUAUUUAUAUUUUACAAAAAUGUUUGCAAUAAAAUAACACAAACAAUCAUGCAAGAAUACAAGUUAGAAAAAUUACCAACAAAAUAUACAACUAUAUUUUUGGUACAUAUUUUCUUCAAAUUGUACAAGUAAAAAAUGAUGCCCUAAACCAAUGUUUAAAUUUUCCUUCAAGUACUGGAACGGCUAUGGAUACUGGCGUGUGGACAAGCAGCUAGUUGUGUCGUGGGAGAUGAAAGAGCAGUGUGGGGACAGGGACAAAUGCACUUGAGUGGUUAAGAAGGACGGACUAUACUUGAGACAUGGAAGACGAUAUUUUUAGUAACAAGUACACGGUAACGAGAGGUGGAAUGAGUAUGUUCAACAUGAUGUCUUGUCCUCCAGAAAGCUUGCAGCUAAUUAGCUAUGCGGCGAUGUUGUUCAGUAUGAAGAUUGUAACAAUGUCGUGAUUUUCGUAUCGGUAUGUUGUUAUUCGUGUUAAUAAAACUAAAUUAAUGUGUAACUUUAUAAAUGGUGAAUGUGAGAAAAAACGUAUAUAUAGUUUAUGCAUGUCAUCAUCGAUGAACCUUGAGAGUUUACGACAAGACAUUGUGCGUCUCUGAUUUGGAAGUGAUAAUAAUUCUGUUUUUAAUACUUAACUAAUAAGGUGUAAAUUUGAUUUAUGUUUGUGGAUUCAUUGUUAAAGAUACAAAACUAUCCUAUAAUAAAAUAUAUAUAUAUCAUUCAUUUAAGAGAACAUAACGUUCUAGACUUUUCAGCCUAUGUGAUAAACAAUCUCAAAGAGGAUGAUGACAAUUGUGGUCAAAGUUUCUGAGAGACAGCACAUAUUGUUAUUCAACUUUUGCGAUUUGCUUUCUGUUUUAUAACCAAAAAUAGAUGAAAAUACCUUCUAGUAUUUCUAAAUAUGGCAGCGGCAGCAGUAACGGUCUAGCUAGUUGUCAUCUAAUGGACAUUUAUAUAUAGGUCACACCUUCACCUGUUCAAAUAUGUUCCAUAAGCACCAAGACUCGACGAUAAAUCAACAUUCAAGAAAACAUAGCAAGCGAUUAAUCCAAAUGGCAAGAAACCAAGGCUUGUGGCUCUUCGUGGCGGCGGUUGUGGCCGUAGCAUUGUUACCCGCACCGACAAUGGCGGGUCGUCUAGAGCUAAGGAACGAGAUCGAAGGGGUCGCCGUCCGGAAAGCGAAGCUGUCCAUGCGGUGCUGGUCGAACGAGGACGACCUCGGGUGGGACGUGAUAAAGCCAAUGGAGUCACGGCUGUGGAAGUUCACGACAAUGAACAUGUGGCCGUUUCAGAAGACUGAGUUUCGGUGCCAGUUUCGAAGCGGGUUUGGAACAACGAACCAAGAAGUGGUGACCGUGUUCUCUGUCAAAAGCGGGUUUCGGAGGGAGUGCGGAUUCUUAGGAGAUGAGUGCACUUGGGUAGCGAAGAGAGAUGGGUUCUAUCUGAGGAAGGUCAUAAAGGACAAGGAUGAUACUAAGACCUUUGUUGAUAUCCUCAAAAGCAAAUGGGUUUGGAAAUGGUGAUUUUUAAAAAUAUUUUUGUACAUUUCUUUUAUCAAACAACAUUCAUUAUACGGUUAAAUCCAUACAUACAUGACCGGUCCUAAAAUUUAUAAGACUUGAAAUAAUUAUCGAUUACAAACUAAAUGACUAAUAUUUUUUCGUAAACUGAACGUAUGCUUAAGCCAAGUUUGGUCGGUCGGAAAACUAUUCCAAUAAAUUAUUUAUUCAAUCAUAUAUGGUUUACAUGGGAAAAUACAAUACUUCUGGUUCCAACUUUUUCUGCUAAUGAAUCCGAAUAUAUGUUCCGAUUCUUCAAA